AUGAUAUCGGUACAGCUAGAAACUAAUGUUUCAAAUGAUGACAUGUCGUCGUUCAAGAGGAAAAGCAGUUAUUGCUCUCAUUCCGAGUCACUGGAUCAAGCGAUCGGCUUCGACGAUGGUGGUAGAUUCGAAAAUGACUGCGAAGGUCUGGUACCGAAAAUGAGUGAUGUUAUAAAGGAUGCAGUGCAUCCAAAAAGUCCGUAUUCGAAACUGCAUUUUGUUCAGUUUCUCUUGAAAAGUCAUUGUAUCGAAAAUUUGGAUUUUUACAUGGACCUAACUCAGUUUUUAACACAUUACGAAUGUCACGUCUCUCGCGGUGAUGGUAAAAGUAAAGAUUGGUCGUCAAUGUUUCGUUCUUACAUAGAGUCAGAAAUAGUGAAUUUGCCUGGAACGUUAAUAGAGCAGACAGAUGGAUCGUUUAUUCCUCCGAAAGAGGUAUUAAUGAAAAUACAAAAGCUUUUACGGGGGUACCUUCACAAUUCAUACCAUGCAUUUGUCGAGCAGGUUUCGGCACCCAGAAGACGGCAUUAUAGUUCUGUUGAUGAGAAUCCAUUCGAAAAAUCUGUUACACCUAAAAGCUCAAAUACUAGUGUUUCCCCGGCGACAUCAAUUGGCCCCAAAGAUUCUGAUCCUGAUGUCUUAGAUUCAAAAGAGUCAUCCCUUCAUCCCACAAAAGAGCGUAAGUAUAGUGUAUCUAAUGCAGCGCUUUCUUUGUUAAAUGUUGGCUCUAAUUCGGGUAAUGGCUCUUGGGGUAAACUUACGAGGAAGUUCAAAUGGAGGCGGGCUUCUAGUUCAUCGAAGUCGGAUUAG
Brettanomyces bruxellensis is the source of this 810-nucleotide messenger RNA. RefSeq lists its product as uncharacterized. The transcript has a single exon. NCBI's taxonomy places the organism in Eukaryota, Fungi, Ascomycota, Pichiomycetes, Pichiales, Pichiaceae. The coding region runs from base 1 to 810 and encodes 269 amino acids. The record is from RefSeq and is a predicted model, not a curated record.